UGUGUGUGUGUGUGUGUGUGUGUGUGCGUCCCAGUGAGGCUCAGGGUCUGGACUUUAUGUGCGUUGCCCUGGGAGACGGUGGUACCGCCUGGGCCCUGGAUGCCAGUGGCAGCCUGUGGUUCAGAACCGGUAUCUGUGGGUCCAGACCGCAGGGGGACGACGACCACUGGUGGCAGAUCAGCAUCUCGGACUACGUGGUCUUCGAUCAGGGCAGUCUGUUCCAGACGCUGCUGCAGGCCACCCAGAGCGUUGCCACGGUAACCAGGGCGCCAGUGGAGCGGGUGGUGGCCUUCCUGUCGCAGUACUCGCAGUGCCAGCCGAGCCUGGUCAGCGCCAACGCCAGCGGAGUCUGGGUCGCCUCUGGCCGGAACCAGCUGCACCUGGCCCGCGGCAGUCUCGUGGGAACCUUCUGGCAGAACGUUGUUCCAAGAGGAACCGUCUCAGCCACCAGGUGGACCUUCAUCACGUCAUCGGCUGUCCCGCACAGAGAAGGUACGUUCCUGUGGUUGGCUCAGAGCCGGAAGGAUCUGUUCUGUGUCUGGGACCAGGAUGGAGAGCUCCGCCCCUCCUCCGUCCCUCUACCACCUGAGGUGGAGCUGACUCACCUGUCUGCCUGCCGUGAUGCUCUGUGGGGUUUGGACACGCACGGCAGAGUCAGUAUUCGGACGCUGUCUCCGUCCUGUCCCAUCGGACUCCACUGGACCCCCCUGGACCUCAGCCAGCUCGGGAGUGUUCGUCUGGUCAGUGUGAGCUGCGGCAGUCAGAACGUCUGGGCCGUGGACAGUCGAGGAGUCGUUUACUUCAGAGUCGGAACCCAGCCUCUGAACCCGAGCAUGAUGCUGCCAGCCUGGAUCCACAUAGAACCCCCUGUACAGGUAACACACACACACCGGAUCCACAUAGAACCCCCUGUACAGGUAACACACACACCGGAUCCACAUAGAACCCCCUGUACAGGUAACACACACACCGGAUCCACAUAGAACCCCCUUUACAGG
This is a messenger RNA of Micropterus dolomieu (smallmouth bass), 998 nucleotides long. RefSeq names its product tectonin beta-propeller repeat-containing protein 2-like. The record is from RefSeq and is a predicted model, not a curated record. Lineage: Eukaryota; Metazoa; Chordata; Actinopteri; Centrarchiformes; Centrarchidae. The transcript has 6 exons. Bases 57 to 983 code for a protein of 308 amino acids.